CCGACACGCGAUUCGCGUCGCGCCAAGUCAAUUUUCCCGCGCGAAUUUAAAAAGCGCGUGUUCCAAAUUCAAAUUGCCAGUUCCUUUAGAUCGUUCCGCGGUACACAACAUGCCUAAAAAGAAAUAAAAUAGUUAAUUAAGUCGCGUUUUAAGUUAUUUUAUAAGUUAUUUCAAAACAUGUGCUAAAUUGUGAAUUCGUGUUAAUGACAUUUGUUUAAGUGGCGUAUUGGCGUGUAAAAAUCUGUGAUAGUACAUUGCUGUGAAACUUUGUACCCAGUGCAUAACUUUAACCGUUCGAUUGUAUUCCAGUUUCGUGAAAUUAAAUUUCGCGAAGCGUUCGAUAAUUUUUCUUUAUGAUAGGUCCAUAUAUGAAGUGUCAACAUUUCUACCCCAAACAUUAUGAUUUACAAAUGGAUAUUAUGAUAAGAGUGAAGUGUUGCCAAGAAACUAAAAACCCAAAGUGACGAAGUGCCAUUUGGUGUCUGUAGUGCUACGUUCCGCUGCUCCCUUACCUGUUUAUUAAAUCGUUACCAUGUCGGACAAGACUACAUCGUCGGUCGGUCCGAGAAGUUUCGAGACUAUUUCUGAGGAGGACGGGCAGGAUGGCUCGCCCUGGGACAAGUUGUUAGGAGACGAAAAGAGUGCUGUUCCUAUUAUAAUUAAGACCGAAGCGUCGAGCACGACUUCCAGAAGCGGAGAGGAGGUUUCCCUACAUCCUCAGGCUAUCGACUUGGAGGCCAACAAGCUAACGCGCUCGAAGAGCCUGGUGCAUCAGAGGAGGAACAGCAGCGGGCUUCUGGCAGCCAUCCCGCGGCAGUUGAGGAACUCCUUCUCCUUGAGAGGGGUCCACAGCGAACCGUCCAGCGUCAAAGACGUGCCCACCACACGGAAUGACAGCUCCCUCAACCUUCUACUUAGAUACCGUCAAGCCCGUUAUGCAGCGAGGCGCGUGAGAAAACGCGUCAUCUUCAAACACGGCGAUUGCAACGUCGUGCAAUGGAACGUGGCCAAGCGCAGACGCCGGUACCUCCAGGACAUCUUCACGACCCUCGUGGACGCGCAGUGGCGCUGGACACUGAUGGUGUUCGCUCUCUCCUUCAUCCUCUCCUGGUUGCUGUUUGCGCUGAUCUGGUGGCUCAUCAUCUUCACGCACGGAGACCUAAACCCCCCCGCAAACAACACCGAUCCCAUCAUCCCCUGCCUCAACAACGUCAACACUUUCACCGGCUGCUUCCUGUUCUCCGUCGAAACGCAACACACCAUCGGUUAUGGAUCCAGGACAACGAACGAGGAGUGCCCGGAGGCUAUCUUCGUUAUGUGCCUGCAGAGUAUUGUUGGAGUCUUUAUUCAAGCAUUUAUGGUGGGUCUAAUAUUCGCGAAGCUGGCUCGAGCCAAAAAGCGUAACACAACGCUGUUGUUCUCGAGGAACGCGGUCAUUUGUUUGAGAGACGGCGAAUUCUGUCUCCUAUUCAGAGUGGGUGACAUACGCAAGUCGCAUAUACUCGAAGCGCACAUCCGUGCUCAGAUUAUUCGGAAAAAGAUCACCAGAGAAGGCGAGGUGCUGCCGUUCUACCAGCAAGAGUUGAAAGUCGGUGCCGACGGAGAGGAGGAUCGGCUAAUGUUCAUCUGGCCCAUGACCAUCGUCCACAAGAUCAACGAGAAGUCGCCGCUGUACAAUCUGUCGGCUGCCGAUAUGCUUAGGGAGAGGUUCGAAAUAGUCGUGAUGUUAGAGGGUGUAAUCGAGUCUACGGGGAUGACCACGCAGGCUCGGAGCAGUUUCCUCCCGUCGGAAAUUCUGUGGGGGCACCGUUUUGAGACUAUGGUGACGUUCAGGAAGGACACUGGAGAAUAUGAAGUCGACUACACCAGCUUCAACAACACAUAUGACGUGGACACGCCGCUGUGCUCGGCGAAGCAACUCGACGAGCUAAGGGCGACGGUGUCUACUUCUCAGAAACUAGAUCGUUUGCUCGGCACCAUACCAAAGACCUUCUCCAACGACACCCUGGACCUCAGCUCCGUGGACUCCAUGUCUCUGGACGAGCAUAUAGAGAUCAAGAUCCCCGACGCGAGGGCCAAGGAGAACCGGCUGCUGGCCCAAAACAAUUUCGUACAGAACAUCAAUGAGAAAUCCAGGAACACCAGCCACAAUCACCUAGCCGUAGAGAACGGCCAAGAAUUACCCAAAAAUCAGAAUCAUCAUGAACAUGAAAGCAACAAAAAUGGAGAAGCGAAGGAAGCUCAUAUGCAUAGAAGCCAUAGUCACGCUAGUAUGAAGAAGGUCCAUGGCCUCACGCCAAACGGCGUCGGGCCUGCGCACGGACCCGAAAACAAAAUCGACGAUAUCAACAGAAUAAAGAACCUAUGUCCGCAGAUCGCCAAGCGCGAAUCAGCUGGCGGCGCCCCCCACCAUCCCCAUCCUUGUGACGGAGGCCGACGUGGCCUGACCCCCUCGCAACCCGGAACCCCUGGGAUCCCCGACACCCCCGGGACCCCCUCGUCCCCCGCUGAGACCGCGCAACAGAGAACACCCACGCAGGGGUAAAAACAGAGUCCGCUUCAGCAGCGAUAGUACUGAGAACGUGUGGGUAGAUGGCGCUAUGAGUACUUAAUUUAUCGUCGUGCGUAAUACUAAAGAAGCUACAAGGAUUUUUAAUUCUAUUGUUUCAUUUUCGUGGAUAUAUUAUGGUUACUAUAGAUUUUUAAUUGCAAUUUCGGUUAUUUUGUAGAGGUUCCAUAUUUCUUUCAAAUAACCGAAAAGACAAUCAAAAUCUACUUCUACAGAACCACGAAAACGCUCAAAUUAUGAUGCCGCCAGAAAAAUGGAGCUUUUUUUAUUAUUACGGUAAUUAGAUUGUUCUGUAGCUAUGCACGUUUCAAAGAUACUUUACGAAGAUCACGCAUGAAACGUGUCUUUUUUUAAAUAAUUGUUUAUGAAAUGUAUUUUUUAUCAUUAGUGUUGUAACUUCUUCAGUGUUAUGCUAUGUUACUAAUACUGUGUUUUUAUAAACGCAACCUUUUAGUAUAGGUACAGUGACUUUUCUGUCAUACUUUCCUCUUAAUUUUUGUCUGAUAUGUGCAAAUGCAUCACAGCGUGCCUGUGUAAAAAAUAGUGCCAAGCAAGUCUUCCUCUCUUUUUCCAUUUACAUUAAAAAAACAAUUGUAUACAUACUUGUACAAUUAACGUGAUGACAGUAGCUGGGCUAUAUUAUCUAUCCGUAUUUGCUUAGUGGCUAUAUUGUCUAUGUAUGAGAUGAGUACGAAAGUAACGAGUUCCCUUUUUCCUAUGUUGUAAAUUAGACAAUGUGUGAGUGAAUUUAUUUAAAAAUUUCUAGACCAAGUAUUUAUUCGAAUAAAUGCGUCCAAAAAUUGCGGAGCUAAUUUACAACAAUAGCUUUAAUUUUUUAUGAUAACUAUCAAUCAACUUUUGAUUACUUCUUCGUAAUCAGUAACUUGACUUACGUAAUAUUUAGGUAUUACAUAGUUAGCUGUAGUAUGUGUACAGCCAUCACAUAUCUGAUCCUUAAAUCAUGACCGAUUAAUUCUAGGUAGAGUCAAGGUACUGAUUAUGUUUUCUUAGGUACGUAUAGAUAUACGAGUAAAAUGACAUCACGAUCUGUCUUUUUAUGCGACAUGUAAAUUAAAAAGCUCCGCAGCGUGUUUCAAACGUGUUUGUAGGAAUAAAGUCUGUAUUAAUACUGUCGGUAGUUGAACUAACGAUAGAUGUGUACCUAGGUAAUUGCUGAUUAUUUCAGUUUGUAGUAAAUAUUAGAAAUCCGUUGCAUUACGGUCCAAAAGAUUACAGUAAGUGUGUGAGAUACUUACUUGUUUUUUCGUUUGGAUGGUGGUUUUUAUGAUACUCUUGCAAUCCUGACCUGAUUUAUUAAUAAUAUGUGGUUUAUACUUUGUUAUACACAAAUCAAAACAAACAACUUAUUUCUGGACAAGUAAUUAAUAAAGACUGACAAUAUCUAUUCAUGUCGUGUUACUCAUCAUUGUUGUAGAUGGCGCCACUCAGGGAUAAAAAAUAAAAGUAAUACAAUUUUGUCAUUUUUCGAGUGCACACUAGAGGGUUUUUUUUUUCUCUAAAUAGCGUCACCUAUACAAUAAUGAUGAGGUACACGACGUUAUAUAAUUACCAGACCUACCAGCCUUUAUGACUCGUCUCUUCUAACACUAAGAGUCCCCAGCAAGCUCGGCCGAAUUUCACCUUCCCAUACAAACGGUGUUUCGUUCUCAUUUUAAAACUACGUGUUGGAUUGUACUGAAACUUGCACAUACAAUGACAUGAGGUAUAUCUAGUCCUGUAAUUAGUUUAUACAGCUCCAGUUUAUAAAACAAACGAAAUAGAGCAAAAACAAGUUUUGUAUGAAAAUUUUUAAUUUGCUGUAUUUUUUUUAACUAUGGUAUCUGAUAGUACAUAAACUAAUUACAGGACUAGAUAUACUGUACCCUAUUAUAAGUACAAAGUAAUCUAAAUAGCUAGUCGUUUUAAAAUGAGAGCGUAACUACGUUUGUAUGGGGAACCGAGCUUACUGGGGACUCUUAAAACGUGAAACCGAAGGCUGGAACUCGCGUGUGUUAAACGCGUGACAAGUCCUUAAUCACCAUGAAUACCCUUAAACAAUUGCAAUUCGACACGAAUUCCAUUGACUAUACACUAAGCAGUAGAGCAAGGAAAAAAGAAGAGACUUCGUGUUGUAACACUUAACCUUGAUUGACCAAACCACCAGAAAAAAAUGUUUAGUAGGUCCAAAAUCAGAGCGUUUUUGUCUGUCUACCUACAUUCUUUUGACACAUUUGAUGAAGUGUCUUGACAUUUUUUUAGCUGUCUGGUAGAGUCCUAAAAAUGUAAAUUUAAUAUCACUUGAACACAAAUGUAUCCAAAGAAAUUAGAUGUUCGAACACCCAGAAUAUCUAAGAUAACAUUAAAACGUCUUAUUUAUUAACUUACUCGGGUUAGGACAGUGAAGAGUAACUUUGAAUUUAAAAAGUCUGAUUAGCACAAAUCAGUGGCCCCUGUGAAAUAAAACACAGUGAAAUAAAACAUUGUAUUUAAUGUUAGAUAUGUAAGUUUACUUUUUUUUAUUAUGUAUUAUGUAUUUCAAGUCAAAUUCAGAUGCACAGUUAAUUAUUGGCAGUUUUAACAUGGAAUAAGCAGUCGUAUUCACUAGAUGUGUCUUAAAUGUAAAUCAAGUAAACAUUGGUGAGAAAAUAACGAUUUUUUCAAUUUAUUAUCAUUAUGUAGAUUUGAGAUAUUGUACAUUAAACCUGGGAAUAGUAAAUUAAUAAAAAUUGUAAAUCGCUAGUAUUCGUAAUUAAACUUCAUGGCGUGUUUACAUAUGGUUAAUAACGAUACGACGACGCGACGACUUAUUUUUCAUGUAAAAGAUAAAUAAUACUUGAUUCGCCGGUUAUAAGUCUCGAGUGAUAGCGCCAUCUAGGGAUUUAUAAAAGACCUAGUUCGCUAUUUCGAGAAGGUGACACUCUUUAUUAAUUUAUUACUACUGUGUGGUUUUACGUAACUAAUAAGGAAUCGAACAUGGAAGUGUGAUAACAACUAAUCAAUAAUCUGUAUUUUCGUACAAAGUACGUGUCUGUUAUAUAUUUGCUAGUGAAAUAUACAGCUUUUGUAUUGCCAUUGGGACAAUUUUUAUAAUAUUUAUACAACAUAAGUGUUAGAAAUGCUAUGAUUAGGUGGGGCAAGUGCUCUGCAUGCAUGGGACAAGUGCCUCAGGCUACUUGUAGAACCGUUGCCACAUCUGAUUAUAGCCUUUGUAGUUAUAAAUAUAUAUAUUUAUCAAUAGUAUAAAAUAAAUCACUAUUAUAUUUUUAUAUGGACUGUUGUUAAGGCGAUAGAAUAAUAAUACUGCUUAAUAAUAAUCGUAUCUACGAUGCCAAAAAUAAUGAUAAAAUGUAAUGUAAAGCGCAUACAUAUAAUGUUGCCUAAAUUGUAGUCACAAUUGGAAGUUUAGGAUAAUUUAAAAAGUAUUAUUCUAUUGUCUAUGAGACACAGGGGCCUCCACAGCGCGGGCGCUGUAGCUAUACGCUUGAAUUUGUAUUGCCUUACCUAACCUGAUACCUAGUGUUUAUCAGAAUAGAAAGGUAGGUAUUAUAUACAAUAAUGACAUA
Messenger RNA from Cydia strobilella, 6132 nucleotides. Its product is annotated as G protein-activated inward rectifier potassium channel 3-like. Gene Ontology annotation, molecular function: inward rectifier potassium channel activity. Gene Ontology annotation, biological process: potassium ion import across plasma membrane; regulation of monoatomic ion transmembrane transport. The record is from RefSeq and is a predicted model, not a curated record. Gene Ontology annotation, cellular component: plasma membrane. The transcript has 10 exons. The coding region runs from base 533 to 2545 and encodes 670 amino acids. NCBI's taxonomy places the organism in Eukaryota, Metazoa, Arthropoda, Insecta, Lepidoptera, Tortricidae.